Molecule: messenger RNA, 564 nt
Organism: Penicillium digitatum Pd1
Lineage: Eukaryota; Fungi; Ascomycota; Eurotiomycetes; Eurotiales; Aspergillaceae
Product: carboxymuconolactone decarboxylase family protein
Source: RefSeq, a predicted model, not a curated record
AUGCGUCUCCCAUACGUUGCAGACCCUCCAGCAACCAGCACACCAGACGAAGCCAGAAUCCUAGCCAGCGUGCAAGCGCGCCGAGCACCAAACCCGCUUCUCCCCCUCGACCUAGCACUCUUGCACUCCUACCCAGUCACAGAAGGCUGGAAUUCAUUUAUUGGCGCAAUCCGCACCCGAACCACCCUCACAACUGUCAUCCGUGAACUAGCCAUUUGCCGCGUCGCAGUGGUCAACGGCGCCCUGUUUGAGUGGGAACAGCAUGCCCCUCUGCUUACGGAAGGUGGAUUGGGCUCAGAGGCAAUGAAGGUUAUUGGCGAUGCUCAAGCGGAUUUCUCAGAUGCGGCAGCGUCGCUAGUCUUGAGUGCUGACCAGAGGGCUGUGCUGAAGUAUACAGAUGCUAUGACGAAGACAGUUACCGUGCCUGAUGAGGUUUUUGCGGAGCUAAAGGGGUGCUUCAAUGAACGGGAGGUUGUUGAGAUUACCGCUACGAUUGCAGCUUAUAAUUGUGUUAGUCGCUUUCUAGUAGCUUUGGAUGUUGGCGAAAAGAACCAUCUACACUGA